AUGGGCCAAAUCUGUUGCUACAGAAAAAAUGCCAUAAUAACUAAGAUCGAGGCCGCGAUCGGGUGCGGCACUGUGGUUUCAUACCUCAACCCAUGCCUCCCCUAUGUGACGAAUAGGGGCCCACUUGGGGGGUGCUGCGGCGGCGUAAAGGGUCUUUACGGCGCUGCCAAGACGACCCCGGACAGGCAGGCCGUCUGCACCUGCCUGAAAUCCCUGGCCGCCUCAUACUCCGGAGUCAACCUUAGCAAGGCCGCUGGCCUCCCCGGCCAGUGCGGUGUCAGCAUUCCGUACAAGAUCAGCCCCUCCACUGACUGCUCCAAGGUGAAGUGAGGAUUGAUCAUAUGAUGGUGAUUUCAGUUGUAUUCUGACAGCCUAGCUACGUUGAAGUACUAUGAAUAAAACAAGAUAUUGGUUGUAAUUAAUGGUUUCUUUCCAUUGGAUAUGAACCAAUAUUUACUUUUUAUAUUAUUAAUGAGAGUGACUUUUAUUUA
Molecule: messenger RNA, 491 nt
Organism: Salvia hispanica
Lineage: Eukaryota; Viridiplantae; Streptophyta; Magnoliopsida; Lamiales; Lamiaceae
Product: non-specific lipid-transfer protein 2-like
Biological process (GO): lipid transport
Molecular function (GO): lipid binding
Source: RefSeq, a predicted model, not a curated record